Molecule: messenger RNA, 2209 nt
Organism: Mesocricetus auratus (golden hamster)
Lineage: Eukaryota; Metazoa; Chordata; Mammalia; Rodentia; Cricetidae
Gene: Chst9
Product: carbohydrate sulfotransferase 9
Exons: 6
Coding region: 348-1646 (432 amino acids)
Biological process (GO): proteoglycan biosynthetic process; carbohydrate biosynthetic process
Cellular component (GO): membrane
Molecular function (GO): sulfotransferase activity
Source: RefSeq, a predicted model, not a curated record
CGGCUGGCAGCGGCGGGAGCCGGCUGGCUCGUAGGAGGCGCCGCAGCCCCAGCCCGCCCGGCUCAGUGAUCUGCGGGGCCCCGCUCUGCCCUGCUCCCCUGUGCUCCGUUCCGCACCGAGGGGCCGCCGCGUGGAGAGGUCCCGGAGAGUUUGCCCCGGAGCGCGGGCAAGUUUCUUCCUCAGUGCGCUCAGCUGGAGCUGUACCUGCAGGGCGCCUGGGACUGAUGCCAAGGUUACUUUGAGGAAUGGGCCUCAAGAGACCAAGAAAAGAUUGAAACUCCAUGGAGCAAUAACCAUGUAGCCUUUGCAUUCGGACAUGAAGAGAAACACAGCCAUCUGAAGUGGUCAUGAACCCCAAACAAGUCUUCCUUUCUGUCCUGCUCUUUGGGACAGCAGGGCUUCUACUCUUCAUGUAUCUGCAAGUCUGGAUUGAAGAACAGCACUCAGGGAGAAUAGAGAAGAAAAGAGAACAAAAAGGAACAUCAGAAUGGUGGCCAGUAAAGUCCUUGAAGCAUGUGUCCAGAAUGGUGACUACAGGGAAAAUCCAAGAACACAUCACCAAUCAGAUCUCUGAAGUACACAUGCCUGAGGACCUAAAGAAGGAAAGGGGAAAUCUGUUCAACAUGGGGAGACCCACAAGAGUUUUAAGGAAGAGUAGCUAUUCACAAGGGGAAGAUGAAGCUCCCCGGUCAUCAACAGAUAACUCAAUAGAAACACAUCAAAAAGCCAAGCCUCGAGUCCUUCAGAAGCCUACCGAGAUGAAUUGGCCACUGGUCACUCGGCCCUUAAACAAAAGUUCAGUCCAAGGCAACAAAUGGAAGAAACCAGCUGCAACCCAAGAGAAACGAAGGUCCUUACUUCAUGAGUUUUGCAAGAAAUAUGGUGGAGUAAAGGAUUCCCAGUCAAAUCUUUUUCGUAUGGUAUCCAGGAUCUAUGUAGAAGACAAACACAAAAUCCUAUACUGUGAAGUACCAAAGGCUGGCUGCUCUAAUUGGAAAAGGGUGCUGAUGGUCCUAAAUGGGUUGGCUUCCUCUGCACUCAAUAUUUCCCAUGACACUGUGCACUAUGGAAAGCAUCUGAAAACAUUAGAUAGCUUUGACUUAAAAGGAGUGUACAUGCGUUUGAAUACCUAUACCAAAGCUGUGUUUGUUCGUGAUCCCAUGGAAAGACUAGUGUCAGCAUUUAGGGAUAAAUUUGAGCAUCCCAAUAGUUACUACCAUCCAGUGUUUGGAAAGGCAAUUAUAAAGAAAUACCGACCAGAUGCCAGGGAAGAAGCAUUAAAUAAUGGGUCCGGAGUCAAAUUCAAAGAAUUUGUCUACUAUCUGCUGGAUGCUCACCGUCCAGUAGGGAUGGAUAUUCACUGGGAAAGGGUCAGCAAACUGUGUUAUCCAUGUUUGAUCAACUACGACUUUAUAGGGAAGUUUGAAACAUUAGAAGAAGAUGCCAGUUACUUUCUCCAGCUAAUUGGUGCCCCAACAGAGCUGAAGUUUCCAACCUUCAAGGAUCGGCACUCCUCUGAUGAAAGAACCAGUGCCCACAUGGUAAGACACUACUUAAAGGACCUGAGUCAGGAGGAGAGGCAGCGCAUCUAUGACUUCUACCACUUGGACUAUUUGAUGUUUAACUACACAGCUCCACAUUUGUAAUCUGCAUUCAUUUUCUAAAGCCCUACAUUGACUUAAUGAUGAUGGCCUCAAAUCAACUACUGUAAUUUUCCUACAAUUCUCUGUAUGGGGGAAAUUUAACUAAGUGGAGUUGUCUUGAUUGAAAGAAGAUUUUUUUAACCAAAGAGUAUGACAGCAAUUGGCACAAAGUUAUUGGAAAAUCAUCUCAAGGAGACAUGUAAACAACUUGAUGUGCUUUUUAAAUAUUGGGGAAAGAGCUGUUUUGCCAUUGUGGCUUACACCGUGGAAGCAAUAACCCAGCCAGCUGUUACAUUAACCAAGAAAGCCUCUUGCAUGUAAAAUAAGGGGGGAUGAUAAUGGAGAGAAUUAUGCACCCAAAUCCUGGCAUCUAUCAUGUAACAUGCAUGUGUCUACUCUUAGCAGCCUGUGGCACAUGCAUCAAAUGAGUGGGUGGUAUUCUUAUACACUGAAUCUUCCUAGACACUGUGAUGAGGAAUCCACUGUUAAAUGUUUGGGCGUGGGCAUUUUACUAUUGAUCUGGAGGCAUUCUCUGAUUUAAAAUACAAGAAUAGAGCACAAAAACA